Molecule: messenger RNA, 5154 nt
Organism: Didymodactylos carnosus
Lineage: Eukaryota; Metazoa; Rotifera; Eurotatoria; Philodinida; Philodinidae
Source: the annotation of a GenBank genome assembly
UAUGAUUAAAACGGCGAGAUCCACUUUUCCAAAAAAUAAAUCGAAAUAUAGCUAGCGGCGUUUUAAUCAUAACUUUUUGAGGAUAGAUUUUCUAGAGUCCCAAGAGAUCUCAAAAUGCAGAAAAGAGUUGAAAAUUUAAUUUAAGACAUUUGCGAACUGUCUACAAUUUUUCGUUUCGAAGGUUUUAUAGGGACUCCCGUCACGGGAUCCUGCCGGGACUCUCGUGGGACAUUUUUCAAUUUUGUUUAGAUUUUUCGGGGUUUUACUGGGGCUCCAGCGGGAGUUUAUGAAAAAGUCCCACGGGACUUCCGACGAGACCCCGUGACGAGAGUCCAAUGGGACUCUCGCGGGACGUUCUUUCCGGGGGCCUGUUUCUUAAAAAAACUUAAGUAGAAAAUCUUACUUAAGUCAAACUUAAGUCUAAAAAGUCUUUGUCUUUUUUGACUUAAGUAAGAUUUUCUACUUAAGUUUUUUUAAGAAACAGGCCCCGGGACUCCCGCGGGACUUUGGCCGGGAAUCUCGACUAGGGCCGCUACCGAAGUUUUUGGAUGUCCUCGCUGCACAAACUUGCUUUACCCUCAUUAUUUUGAUAAAAUUGACAGUGAAUCUUGGCUUAAACUAACUUUCAUAUUCAAAUUUGGUUGCGCACCUCCGCUGACGAUCCAAAGUUUUAAAUAACUCUUUUAGUCUCCGCUGACUGAACAUUUUUUUCAACCGCCGCCGAUUUUCCGAUCGGCACACACGUCUGGAUAUGUGUACCUGUUGGAAUGGUGUCUGUAAUCAUCGUGCACUAAAAACUCGAAUACUUAGUGUUAUGUUUAACUGUAACUUGUAAUUCGUAAGUUUUUAUAAUAUCACACCUAUGGAGGGCGCAGUAUACCAUAUUCUGAACAUAUCAAGUUCAUCAUAUCAACAAACAAAAAAUGAAAAUGUAGAGGGUAAUGUGCCAGAUAUUCAUUGGUUGCUGUGAAAGACCAUUCAACAUACGAGCAACGAUGUUGACUAGUUGCUAUCUGUUUCAAAAAACCACAGCUCAAGUGGUAUGGGCAGAAUUUUCACCAUAUAUAAAACAUGAAGAAUUCCCAGGGUUCUUGCUUCCACUUCUUCUGAUAUUUAUGGUAAAAUGAAGGAUAUAGCCACAUGAGGCUGGCAUGACUCCAAAUAAAUAAACGGACGAACUAACCCCGAAACAGAAACGAAAUAAAUGUACUUGCCUUUCAGUUUUCAAAUUGCGUAAUUUUUCUCAAUAUUUGAGCUAAACCCAACUAUUCUUUGGUUUUGCAAUAGCUCUAAAUCAAUGUUAUAGAGACUGUUCUUCUAACUAAUUCGAAGUAGAGUUUUUAAUAGUUGGAACUGCAAGAGAAAACGAGUUUUUUUCAUCAAAAUUCGAUUUCUACUUUGAUAAAAGAAAAUUUUACUUCGUCUUUCUCUUUAUCUUUCUUCUGAUCUGCUUUGAUUUCGCCAUAGUAUGUCAUCCCAUUUACUUUGUAAUCCUUAUCCUCAACAACGCUAGGCGAAUUUACUUUUAUUGCUCUACUUCACUCUUGCUCUUUGCUUUUAAAUCGAAUAUUUAGUAUAAAGAGUUGUGAUUUCGAUUUGAAUAAAAAUAACAAAAAGACUAGACCCAAGGUAAAAUUUAAUGCAUAAAAGUGAAAUAAAAUCUCAGACACAAUAAGAUUCUCUCUGAAUGUUACUCCCUAAGUAUUUUUUGUACAUUCAAAUUGUUCACUAUGCAUUUUGUUUUAACGGAGAACACUCACUGAUUAUUUUUCUGUAAUGUAAGAUCUCUAACAAAGUCUAAUUGAUUUUUAUUGUGUUUUUUAGAAUUAAAAUAUAAUUUUGUUUCUGUGUAUGUGAGUGAGACAGACUCGUCGUUUACAGCACAGUUUAAUUCCACUAAAAAUAUUUUCCUUAUCAAAAGUGUCAAAUUUUAAUCAAUAUAAUCAAAUAAAUCUGGACGUUCACAACCAAAUUUUAACGCCAAUCAUUCCGACUAUUGCCGUAUCGGACGAUCAAAAACAACUUAUCCCUAUUGAAAAUACCACUGGCACUACUGAUAAUUUAGUUGAUCAUAAGAAAAAAUCAAGAUGGAUAGCUCCAAGUUCUGUACGUUAUCGUGAAACUCAAAAAACACAAGAAGAUCGACACAAUGAUGUUUUUCGUCGUUGUCGCGGUCUAUUAAAUAAAUUAACACCAGAAAAAUUUGAAAAGCUAACUUUUGAUCUGUUGAAUAUUGGUAUUGAUUCACCAAAUGUAUUAAAAGGGAUUAUUUUAUUAAUAUUCGAAAAAUCUUUAGUUGAACCAAAUUAUUGUGGAUUAUACGCUGAAUUAUGUCGUCGAUUAGAUAAAGAUGCACCGAAUUUCGAACCAUCUGAUUCAAUAAUCAAAACAUUUCGUCGUCUUCUAUUAGCUAAAUGCGAAUAUGAGUUUGAGAAUCGAGCUAAAACAACAACACAAAAUGGUAAUAAUGAAUUUCCUGACUACAGACCGGAACAACACUUAGAUCAACAACAAUCAUCAUUGACGCCCAUCGAAAUGCGUAUAGAAGGAAAGAAAAAAGCUGUGGGAAAUAUAAAAUUUAUCGGCGAAUUAGGUAAAUUAGAUUUGGUAUCCGAAGCUAUUCUACACAAAUGCAUUAAGACAUUAUUAACAAGCAGUAAUAAUGAAAGUUUAAGUGAAAAAUGUGAAGAUUUAGAAUGUUUAACAAAAAUAAUGCAAACAAUUGGUAAAAAACUAGACAACCAACAAGGAAAAAACUUAAUGGAUCAAUAUAUUGAACGUAUUAAAAAACUACAAGCGAAUAAAGAUUUACCAUCUCGUAUAAGAUAUAUAUUGCAAGACGUUAUUGAAUUACGCGAGAAUAAUUGGAGGCAGCGGAUCGCUCUAAAAGAAAACGAAACAAAAUUAACCGGCGAAGAAUCGAUAAACAGGCAAAAACAACAAAUACAACAGCAACAACAACAAGCGAUUUUUUCUUAUCCAUAUGCACUACAAUUUCAAUCAACAUCCGAUAUAAUGUAUCAAAUGCCAAACAGGCCAAUCAGACCUGCACAAAUACAAAAUCAGCGUCCAUACGAUACAAAGUGGUCACAUAUGGCUCAAAGACCUCUCACACAGCUCUCAAUGGCACCUGCACGAUCUCAAGCAGAAAUUACCACCACGAGUACUGGUGGCACCAAUCCUCAGUUAUCGUCUGAUCGAUUUCAGUUCGAACGUUUAUAUCCAAUAUCAACAGACAAUGCGCAACAUUCUCCACAUUAUCAACAACAACAAAGACAGUUCUCAUCGUCAUAUUUUCGUCCUACACAAACAGGAGUAUCAUCAUCUACAUCACCAAAGACAAGAGGCCAACAAAGAAAUGAGAAUAAUUCAAAUCUAAAUCUAAUGAAUCCUUUUGAAACUAGCAAUAAUAUUACCAAUGAUCAUCGUUUAUCGCCAACUACUGUUUCAAAUGGUAAUAAAUCAAAGACGUUAUCUGAUCAAACCAACGGUGACAAACGUCAAACAUCCACGACAGCACCAUCGUCAGCAUGUAAAGCAACAGUCGUGGAUGAGGCCAAUGGUGAUAAUGAAAAUAAAACAAAUCCACAACUGAAACCAUUCGUGCGUCCUUCUCUAAUAACAAAUGUUCCAUUAUUUACACCUGCUUCUCGAAAUUCUGUACCACGUCCCCAAACGCGAGCUAAAGUUUGGUUACCGACUGAUCGCGAAGCGUCUCAAAUGAUUCCUUUACAGUUGGAAAAACCACCAGCGCAUCAAAUCAAUCGAUCACAAACAUCGAACACUUAUCAUAAUACAGAUAUUGUUAAUAAUCAUCCAUUGACAAAACAACAAAGUAAUUUAUCAUCAUUGAUAAAAACAUCGAUACCAUCAACAACAAUCACAGCUCAGUUACAAAAUGUUUCAACCGUUUCUGCUAGUUCAUUGUCAUUAGAAGAAUUACAUGAAAAGUAUGAUACCUAUUUAACAAGUGAAAAUAAUACGGAGACAAUUGUUCAACAAAUACGUCAUUUAAAAUUAUCAAAGAGACAAACAAUUGAAUUUGGCGAAUAUUUAUUGAUAAAAUCUAUCUAUAACCAUAAGAAGAAUAUUGAUUCGCUAUGUAAAUUAUUGCAAGAAUUGUAUAAAAACAGUUUAUUUACAAAUGAUCAAUGUAUCACAGUUAUUUCAAACCUGUUACAAAAAACCAAUGAUCAUGAAAAAGAUAUUCCAUUAUUUAAAUCCGAAUUUUCAUUUAUCUUAGCUAAACUAAUUUCAUCAAGUUUAGAUGAAAAACAAUUAUUUCCACCUAAAAAACAGACACUAUCAUCAUCGAAUUGCCUACUAUCACUGGCGAAUCUAUGUAAAAUUUUGAAAGAUGGCCAAUAUCAUCCGUUAUUUCUAUUACUUUUACAACAAUUACAACAAUUAUAUAAUAAUAAUGAAGUAUACAUGUACAAUUUGUUAGAAAAAUCUAAAAUCAAUAUGAGUGAUAUGUUGCCACUUGAAAAUCGUAAAGAUGAUUUGUUAUUAAAUGUUUUAGAAGACAGACGUUUAGCCUAUUUAUGUCCAUAUUUAAAACUUCGUUGUAAACUCAUUGAGUGCUUGUGUACGAACAUUACUAGUAAUGAAUUAGAAACAAUAAUUGAUGAACAAAUAAUCAGUUAUAAUCAGCAGGAUGAACAAUUUAUUCAAACACUAAUUACAUGUAUUUAUGAAGUAGCCAUUGAUCGUACAACGUUAACAACCACGAAUAUUCAACAACGACCAGAUAAACAGACAUUAAUAAAAGAAAAAGAAGAAAUAGAAAAGUAUCGGCAUUGUUUACAGAAAUAUAUUACAACGAUUGAUCAGCAAGUCCAAGCAUUGUAUGCACUACAGCUACUAGCAUAUAAGAAGCAAUUUCCAAAAGAAUUGUUGUUAAGAUUAUUCAAAUAUUCAUAUGAUCUAGAUAUUAUCGAUGAAGAUGCUUAUUAUACAUGGAAAGAAGAUAUUAACGACGAUUAUCCGGAGAAGGGAAAAGCUUUAUUUCAAGUGAAUCAAUGGAUAAAGUGGCUGGAAGGAGCAGAAGAAGAAUCUGAUUCUGACCCAACAACUCAACAAACGACAACACUAACAAAAUCAAAUGAAAUUUCCCCAAGGAUCAACACAGAUGAGCAACAAAAGAACAAUUAG